This is a messenger RNA of Dermacentor silvarum, 1983 nucleotides long. RefSeq names its product nascent polypeptide-associated complex subunit alpha, muscle-specific form. Gene Ontology annotation, molecular function: zinc ion binding; nucleic acid binding. Lineage: Eukaryota; Metazoa; Arthropoda; Arachnida; Ixodida; Ixodidae. The record is from RefSeq and is a predicted model, not a curated record. The transcript has a single exon. Bases 1 to 1983 code for a protein of 660 amino acids.
AUGGCACCUCCCGGCAAAACGGGCGGCCGGCCCCGCACCGCGACCGCAAUCGUGGCGGACACUCAAGUUGGAUAUGACCCUCACAGCAUGAUGUGGACCACCGUCCCGUCCUCGGACAGCGGACCGGAGCUGCCCCAACCCUUCAAGAGCGCCGCGCUCGCUGCCGCGGUCGCUCGCCGAGAGCAAGCGAGCAACGCAGUAACGGCGGCUUCCGCCAACGCGGCGUCCCCGGACGCAGCUGCUGACGCCGAAGCUCGUACCUGCUCCCCAACUCUUGCGCCGCCUGCGCUGCGCUCCGCGGGCCCGCAGCAGGGGAAGAAGCGGCCUUUGUGGCAACCUCAACCCCUACCGAAGCCGAAAGCAACAGACUUCGUUGUUGUACUCAAACCCCGGACACAGUUAUCCCUCGCCACCGUUUUCCCUGAGAACGGGGCUGGUCGCGCGCUCAUCGCCCACCUUGGAGCGACCGCGACUCGGCUGGUCACAGUUGUGAUGGUGCGGGAACAAAAUCUCAUUUUGACUUACACUUCGAACCCGCAAAUAGCGGACAAACUUAUCGGUGAAUUUGCGGUUCCCUCACCCGCCGGACCAGUGCCCCUGUUCGGGUACCUGCGUGCGGACACUCAAGACUCCUGUUAUGGAGUAGUGACGGUGCGCAGCUCCGACACCGAAGCCACUCUUCGUGAAAGCCUCUACUGGCCUGAAGGCGAAAUCUUACACGUCCGGCGAUUGGGCACCUCCAAUAAGGUGCGUCUCACCUUUUCCGGCAAGGUGAAGCCCAGGUACGUCUCUUACGACGCCCUGCUGAUCCCGGUGCAGCCGUACAAGAAAACUGUACCAGCCUGCGGUCGGUGCGGUUCCGUUGGGCAUCGGCCCGACAGCUGCCCCGGCCCCAAACCAGACCUCUGCGGCAUCUGCGGAAAAGCGGUGCCGCUCACGGAUGGCGCCCGCGCCCCUCACGAGUGUACGCCCAGGUGCGCUCUAUGUGCCGGACCCCACGUCACCGCGGACCGGUGCUGUAAGGAGCGCUACAGGACGCCGCCACCCAAAUCGCCCACUCCUCCACCGGAGGGUCAAGCCGGCCCCAAGAAGCGAAAACGUCGACGCCCACGGAAACCGAGGAAGACGGGCCCUCGGGCUUCGCCGCAGAGGGCUCAGCCCCCUGCCACCAACCCUACCACACCCCCGCACCCUGACGCGGGGGCUAUCGGGCCUUCCCUGCGAGGUAAAACUCCGGAUGGACCGCCAACCAGGAAGCCCACUACGAGGCAGGUUUCGCCCGCCUCACCCAAACCGCACCCGCCGUCACCUGAACCCAAACCUCCUGCCAAGGGGGAUCUCUCGUGGGCCACCCGCAUCCGGCAAGGACCCCAGGUGAGUGGCUCGGGCGGAGCAGCCUCUCCGCCCCCACCAUCCAUGAUCCCUAACCCCAUACCGCCAACCCCUUCCACUCCCACCCGGGAACAAAUUGCAAUCCGUCAGUUACAGGCCCAGGUUGCCUCGUUAACGCAGGCGGUGGAGGCGCUCGCGAACCGCUUGCCCUCAGCUAACCCGACACCGUCCGGGCAGGCGCCUGAGGCGAUGGAUAGUGCUCCCUCUGAACACAGGGACACCACAGCACUCCUCGCCCCGAUUGAGGCGCGUGUUAGCAGCUUAGAGGCCCAUGUGGCAUCCAUAGUGACCACGAUUGAGGACCGAUUGGCCGCCGCCCUCCAAACCGUUGUCGACCGCAUCCCGGGCAUGAUAGUUGCCCAGUUGCCCAAACACUCUUUCAGCACCAGCCGCCCCAAACUUAAACGGAUAUCUAAGUCACAAGCACCCCGACCACCCCCCCAGGUGGCCGCGGUUGACAGACAGUCCAAAGUUUCGAUCGCAACCUCGGAUGUAAGCACCGGAUCGAGCAGCGGAGCCCCUAUGGACCUCUCUGCUCUCCUGGAGGCCCCCCAAAUUUCUAGCUCCCACGAUGGCGGGCAAAGGCUCUAG